AAAGGAAAGGCAGUUUACCGACGAAAGAGGCGGGGAGUCAAGGAGAUAUUCCAGAUCCUCGGCGGCGGUCUUCUUCGAGUAUCUAGGGUUAUCCGUCGCUGUGGAAAUUGUAUUCGACCAUCCAAAACUUCAUUGUUUUGUUCGGGAUGAUUGGAGUGAAGCUCUCCCCUCAGUUCUAUCCCAUCCCCGACGAUUACAAGUGUGUAAGCUGGUACUUCCCAAUACUGCCGAGCUUAACUCUCUGAUUUUCUACUCCAGCGCUUUUCUUCUACUUCGAGCUUGUAGAGCCGAGCUAUUGUAGGCUUGCUGAGGCGUCUGGCGGUGUGGCCAUGGUGAGGAUGCUGAUCGUGAAGGAUGACAAGUAGGAAACGUGGGAAGGGUGUGGAAGAUGUUAAUGAGAUGUAGGGGGGGAUGCCGAGCUUCAUUCCUUCGUUGGCUGCGACUCAAUCAGUUGGUGCCGAGGGAAAUAAUGAUCGUGCUACAAGAGUAUCUGAGCAUGGGACAUUGGACCAGUCCGGUGGAUUUUAUGUAAACUACGGCUUCAACAGCACAAAUCCUUUAUUAAAAUCAAGUAGUGAGGCCAUUGCUUCUGAUUCUCUUCGUUUUGGUGCUUACAGCAAAAAUCCUGCUUCAGUUGUUCUUACUCCAGAAGUUAGAGUUGGUUCUGUUACUGUUGUCCAGCUGAAGGGACAGAAAACUGGUCCGGUAUCUUUAUCUAGUGGUCAGCUUGAGAAUUGGGAAGAGUCUGCUAUGGCGGACAACAGUCCAAGGACUGAUACCUCUACAGACGUGGAUACUGAUGACAGGAACCAAAGGUUUGAUAAAGGACAAGCUAUUGGUGUAAUAGCAUCUGACUCUAGUGACAGAUCUAAAGGAAAAGCAGGGGAUCAGAAAACUCUUAGACGGCUUGCUCAAAAUCGUGAAGCUGCAAGAAAAAGUAGAUUAAGGAAAAAGGCUUAUGUUCAACAGCUAGAAAAUAGUAGGUUGAAGCUCACUCAACUUGAGCAGGAGCUACAAAGGGCACGGCAACAGGGUAUUUUUAUUUCAAGCUCAGGGGAUCAGUCUCAUUCAGUUGGUGGAAAUGGAGCGUUGGCAUUUGACAUAGAAUAUGCACGAUGGCUCGAAGAACAUAACCGGCAGAUCAAUGAACUGAGGGCUGCAGUGAAUGCUCACGCAGGCGAUAGCGAUCUACGCAUAAUUGUUGAUGGAGUAACGGCACACUUUGACGAAAUAUUUAGAUUGAAGGGCAUUGCUGCUAAGGCUGACGUCUUUCACAUGCUCUCGGGCAUGUGGAAGACGCCCGCGGAGAGGUGUUUUCUUUGGCUUGGUGGCUUCCGUUCUUCCGAACUACUCAAGUUACUGGUAAAUCAGCUGGAGCCCCUAACUGAACAGCAGGUGGUGGGACUCUGCAACCUUCAACAGUCGUCACAACAGGCAGAGGACGCUCUUUCACAAGGCAUGGAAGCUCUGCAGCAAUCUCUGGGCGAAACUCUAGCUGGAUCUCUGGGAUCCUCUGGAUCUUCUGGUAAUGUCGCGAACUAUAUGGGACAGAUGGCCAUGGCCAUGGGGAAGCUUGGAACACUAGAAAACUUCCUUCAUCAGGCCGACAACCUCCGACAGCAGACGCUGCAACAAAUGCAUAGGAUAUUAACCACUCGGCAGUCCGCUCGAGCUCUUCUCGCCAUUAACGACUACUUCUCUCGGCUUCGCGCGCUGAGUUCUCUCUGGCUGGCCCGUCCUCACGAGUAAUGAAUGAAGGUGGUUCCUUUUUAGUCUUUGUUGGAUUCAAAAUGAUCUUUAGGGAUGCAGUAUUUGGUUUUUGAUUGAAUUGGUCACUGUAUUUUGGCUGUUGUCUUACAUUGAAGAAAGAAGCUAUAAUCAGCUUUCUAAUGUUGUAAGAAAUGUGUAUUUUGUUCUGUAACAAAGAAUGAACAGUUUAUUGUGCAGUGUAAAAUGCUGUUUAGUUCAGACUUUAGAAGGUGUAAUGGCUGAAUAAAAUGAUUGGAAAUUGAUGCAGAGCUUCUAAGACUUUG
Molecule: messenger RNA, 2033 nt
Organism: Phalaenopsis equestris
Lineage: Eukaryota; Viridiplantae; Streptophyta; Magnoliopsida; Asparagales; Orchidaceae
Product: transcription factor TGA2.2-like
Exons: 12
Coding region: 412-1749 (445 amino acids)
Biological process (GO): DNA-templated transcription; regulation of DNA-templated transcription
Molecular function (GO): sequence-specific DNA binding; DNA-binding transcription factor activity
Source: RefSeq, a predicted model, not a curated record